AUGUUGGGACCAAGGAAUGAGCGGGUAUUCGACCCGAAUGCGUCCAUCGUACUCAUCGGAUGUCGAGGAGCUGGAAAGCGUACUCUCGGCUUUAUGGGGGCUCUUCAUCUUCGUCGCCGUCUAGUCACCGAGGACCACUAUUUCGAGAAGCUCACCGGAAUGUCCCGUGGCCAGUUCCUCCUUCAGCACGGAAAGGACCUCUUUGCGCGUCAAGACGUUGAAGUUUUCAAGCGCAUGCUCGACAGCAACAGGACCGGGUGCAUCAUCGAGUGCGGCAUGAGCAGUCUCAGCGAGGAGGCCCAAGACGCCUUGCGCGAGUACUGCAAGACGAAUCCCGUCGUCUACAUCCACAGAGAGAGGGAGCAAAUAGCGGCUUUGCUGGAUGCGACGGACGCCACGGCCCUUCUCAAAGCGGAUGAGAAGCAUAGGGAGUGCUCCAACUUUGAGUUCUACAACUUGGACGACUCAGCAACCCAUUUUGUCGGUACCUCCACAGCAGCGGAUAGCCGGCAGCCGGUUCCAUCAAAGCUGCUCAAUGUCCGGGAAGACUUUACGAAAUUCCUGGAUCAGAUCACCGGCAGAGGUGCGACAAAAGCAUGGCUGGAAAGCCCCUUUUCCGUUGCUGCCAUUCCUCCCGAGUUCCGCUCUUACUCUUAUGCUCUGCGCCUUCGCCUGUCAUACCUCCAGGAAAUGGAUAUGGAGUUGGAAGAGUUUGAGGCCACUGGAGAUUGUGUUGAGUUUAUCAUCGAUCAGUGGCCCGAUGAUGUCGUGGAAGUGGUAUCAAAACAGGUGGCGCUCCUGAGGAGGAAAUUGGGGCUGCCCAUCAUCUACCAUGUGGAAGAAAACCCCCGAGGACAGCGGCGAAGGGCACCAGAGGAGAAGAACCCAGUGGACUCGGAUCUUCUUGAGCUAGGCCUACGAUUGGGUGUUGAGUAUCUAAGUCUCGACCUACAACGCGAAGAAUCCCUCAUACAGCGUGCACUCCGUUACAAGGGCCGGUCCAAGGUCAUAGGAAACUACUGGUACAUGGGCUUCGGUGCUCCCCCUUGGCACGACGACCAACAUCUCGAGAACUAUAAACAUGCCCAGUCUCUCGGCUGCGACCUGAUUCGAAUGGCCCGAUUCUCAACAGGCGACAGUCCAGUCGAAUACCUCGAAUCCUUCAAGAAGCGAGUCGAACAAACCAUACCCAACCCUCGCCCACCACUCGUAGCCUACGACUUUUCCGUCCUCGGCAUCCGCACCCCCUUACAAAGCAAGAUCCUCAACCCCGUCAAGCAUCCCGACAUGGACACCGACCAAGACUUUCUUGCCAUCAUCAGCACCUAUCGCCACUCCUACGGCCUCGAGUUCCAGCAAUUCCUGCUUGAUCCUCUGGAAUUUUACGUCACAGGCUCCAACGUCUCCUGGUCCCUCUCUCCCGCCAUGCAAAACGCUGCCUAUGAGUUUUCCGGCAUGCCGCACACCUUUCAAGCCGUUACCUGCUCGACGCUUGACCGAUUGACCCAGAUCUGUUUAUCCGACACCUUCGGCGGCGCCAACCUGACGGCUCCCUUCAAAGUAGCCAUCAUGCCGCAGCUCAAAGUCAAGUCACACCACGCCACCGCCAUCGGCGCCGUCAACGUCGUUUUGCCCCUGAGGGGAAAAACCAACGCGAUCCUGGACCACGCCAACUCCCGCAACAAGGCCGGUGCCGCGCAAGAGUUCUUUGGCGAUAAUACGGAUUGGAGCUCCAUCUUCACUUGUCUCCGGCGCGCUAUCAGUCCGCGGAAUUACGUACAGCCUUCGAAAACCACAGGGCUGGUCAUCGGCGCCGGAGGCAUGGCAAGGGCAGCGAUUUACGCACUGAUUCAGCUUGGGUGCAGGAAUAUUUUUGUUUAUAACAGGACGGUGGAGAGGGCGAGGGAGGUGGCGGAGCAUUUUAAUAGUUGGGCUCAGGGACAGCAGGGCAUGACACAGGUAACGGAGAUUUGCAGGGUCAUUGAACGGUUGGCAGAUCCGUGGCCGGAGGGGUAUCAAUUGCCUACUAUGGUCAUUUCAUGUGUUCCGGCGACGAAUCUGGAUGGGACGCCGCCGGCGGACUUUGUGAUGCCCGUGGGGUGGUUGGGAAGUCCGACGGGGGGUGUAGUUGUUGAGCUCGCCUACGAACCACUCAUCACGCCCCUAGUCGCCCAAAUGUACGCCUACCGCGACCAGGUCAACCCCGCCUGGGUAGUCGUCGACGGCCUCGAGGUCGUUGCGGAGAUGGCCAUCGAGGCUUUUGAGCUGAUGACGGGGCGGAUGGCGCCCAAGAGACUGAUGAAGGAGGUUUGUAGGAUGACUUGGGAACAACAGCAACGGGGAGGUGGAGAUGGGGCUUCGGGGUUAGUUUUGUGA
Sordaria macrospora k-hell is the source of this 2376-nucleotide messenger RNA. RefSeq lists its product as uncharacterized. Gene Ontology annotation, biological process: chorismate biosynthetic process. Gene Ontology annotation, molecular function: 3-dehydroquinate dehydratase activity; 3-phosphoshikimate 1-carboxyvinyltransferase activity; shikimate 3-dehydrogenase (NADP+) activity. Lineage: Eukaryota; Fungi; Ascomycota; Sordariomycetes; Sordariales; Sordariaceae. The record is from RefSeq and is a predicted model, not a curated record.